This is a messenger RNA of Pomacea canaliculata, 13383 nucleotides long. RefSeq names its product dynein heavy chain 12, axonemal-like. NCBI's taxonomy places the organism in Eukaryota, Metazoa, Mollusca, Gastropoda, Architaenioglossa, Ampullariidae. Bases 165 to 12194 code for a protein of 4009 amino acids. Gene Ontology annotation, cellular component: dynein complex. Gene Ontology annotation, biological process: microtubule-based movement. The transcript has 71 exons. The record is from RefSeq and is a predicted model, not a curated record. Gene Ontology annotation, molecular function: ATP binding; dynein light intermediate chain binding; dynein intermediate chain binding.
AGGCGUCGUUACCCCUUGCAACAAAUCGGCGGCAACAGCGCUGGUAGUUGUGUUCCAAAGUUGUGACUUGCUUGUCAACAAAACAGAAAAAGAUAAUAAUGACAUUAAAUAGCAGUUGGAACUGGUCAUAGAAGACGAAAUCAAUCUGCAACCGAAGACCCAAAAUGGCAACAGCCAAUGGACUUAUAAAUGGUGUGCGCCCAAACUCGCCAGUCAACAGCAUUCUGGCAUCAACAAGCAGAAAUGGCACACUUGAAGCAGAUAGUCUAUCUCGACAUAAGAGCAAAACCGCUGGGAUGGGUCCAGAUGGGUUUCCUGUGUUGCCUCCAAUACAGAAGCCUUUGAGACAAAAAGAAGACCCAUACUCCAAGAGCAAAUUAAUGACAUUCCGCUUGGCUGAUCAAAAUAAAGCUCUUCUCAUGCAGAUUUUACAUGACAGUGCCAUCAAAGCAGCAGAUGAGGCUCACUUCUUUAAUGAGACAAAAACAGAAGAAAGUCCUGGUCCACCAGAAUAUCCUGUUGAGAUGAUGAGCAAAGAUCGAAGGAUAAGGAUAAACUACCAGUUCCUCAAGAAGUCUGUGGAGAGUGGCCCCAUCACACCUAUGCAGCAUCAGUGGGCAGACCACAUCAAGAACCUGAUCCCUGAACAUCUUCGCAACUCGCCAGCUCUAAAGGAUGUAAUGAAUGAGUUAUUUGAAGAAGUCCGCAGAAACUUCAAGGAAAGCAUGAAAAAAUCUAUGGUCCAACAUGUCCUCCUCAAACCACCAGUGAAGGGACUAGAAAAUGAUGUGGCAGGUCCACCACCCUCAGAACCAGAGGGUCUUGACUUCUCCCGAUCUUGGCAUGAUGCUUUCCUGACUCACCGGGAAAUCAUCAAGGAAGAGCUGUAUUUGCUGCACCCUUCCAUGCAGACAGUGCUGCGAAUGUGUCAGACGACUCUGGGCAGCAUGAUUCUGGUGGACUGCUCCACAUACAGGAUGAAUGGACCUAUGGACUUUGAAGGACUGAAGAACAGCGUGACCUUGGAUCUUGAAAAGACUGAGGAGAAGCUGAUGCACAGUUGGUAUCCUGGUGUCAUCAAUAUAUUUGCUGAUAAGAAUAACUUCACCAGUAUCAAGCCAGAGAAGAUGGAGUCCUUCUACAACAGUGUCAGCACACUAAUCUCCAAUCAGCUGAAAGAUUUGCUGCUGCGUACCAUCAAUGCGUACCUGUCUUUAUUUGAGCAUGACAAUCGGCUAAAGCUGCCACUGCUCAAGAUGGAGCUGACGUUCGAUGAUCAGGAAAUGCAGUUUUAUCCUCCAGUUCAAGACCUUGAAGAGGCUGUGUUGUUUGUGGUCACUCAGAUCACCAAGACUAUGCAACAGGUACCCACCAUACAGUCCUGGCUUGCUGGUGGCAAUACCACAACCAACACAGAUGCCUGUGUAGCAUCACACAUACUCAAAGAGAUUAUCAUCCAACUGAAACAGGCAGUUGAGAACUAUUUUGAAGGUCCUCGUCAGCACCUUCAAUCUUUCAUUGAUCGGUAUGACUACAUUGUGAAUGGAGAAGCACUGAAAGAAAUUCACUCUUAUAUGGAGGAGGAACAUACCUUUGCCGAAUACACAACACAAAUCGAAAAGUAUCGUGCCCUGGCAAGUGAAAUCAUGGGCCUGCCGUCCAUAGAACACUAUGACAUGAUACGCCUGGACUGUGAAGAUCUUAAGCGGGGAUUGGCAGAGGCUGCCCGAGGACUGGCUGACGAACUCCUCAGUCGGGUAUCUGCUGACCACCGCAGGGAAAAUGAAAACAUAUGCAAAGAGUUUGCCAAUAUUCAAGAGCAAGCACUCAAGUUGCCAGAAACAAGUGAAGAGCUGAUGGAGAUGGUCACCUUUGUGGAGAAUGCUCGUACAAUUGGCAUGAUCAAACUCAACGAGCGUAUCAAGGAGUCCAAGGAUCGCCUGGCUUAUCUGAUCGAUGUCUUCAUGUUCACACCUAAAGACAUUGAACUGAACUGCGAGGUGCUCACCUGGCCUACUCGAAUCAACCCAGUUUUUGAUGAGAAUGAUGUUCUGGUGGAGAGCUCAAAGCAGAAGGCAGAGAAGAGCUUGGUAGAGAGACGGGAGAAGGUCAUGCUUGAGCUAGAGAAGCUCCGCCAGCGCGUUGAUGAAUUCAACGAUUAUGGAGAACUGGAUAUGAUGCAACAGUAUGUGCAGGACGUAGUGAAGGUGCAACGACGCAUUUCAGACCUCCAGGAACAGAUUGAAUGGAUUAACAAGGAAGAGGCUCUGUUCAAAUAUCCCAUCACCACAUACCCCGAUGUGGAGGAAAUCACCAGCUCCCUAGACCCCUUCAUGCGGCUCUUCAAUGUGGUCCUCAAAUGGCAACGGGCAGAGAAGAAGUGGAUGGAUGGGAUGUUCCUGGAGCUGAACUCUGAAGCCAUUGAGGCAGAAGUGGAUGAGUACACACGAGAGUUGUAUAAGAUCCAAAAAGUAUUUGCGGCCAAGGUGAAAAAGAUGCAGAUUGAGUGGGAUGAACGCGACCGAGAGCGCAAGAAAAAGCGGCGCAUGGCAGAGGAAGAUGGCGAGGCUGUUCAUGAGGAAGAGGCUGAAGAACUUCAGAUUCCACAGGCUGUUGGUGUCUGCAACACUGUCAUGGAAACUAUGCAGGAGUUCAAGACGAUUGUGCCAGUAAUCUCUAUCAUGUGCAACCCUGGUAUCAGAGAGCGUCACUGGACCAAAAUGUCGGAUAUAGCUGGCUUUGAUCUGACUCCUGAUACAGGUACAACACUUCGGAAAGUCUUGAAGCUCAACCUUGAACCCUACAUGGAACAGUUUGAACAGAUAUCAGGAGCUGCCUCCAAGGAAUUUUCACUGGAGAAGGCCAUGAAGAAGAUGAUGGAUGAGUGGGAAUCCAUUGCCUUCACAUUAAUACAGUACCGUGACUCUGGCAUUUCCAUCCUUGCAUCUGUUGACGAUAUUCAAACAACUCUGGAUGAUCAGAUUGUCAAGACACAGACCAUGCGAGGCUCCCCCUUCAUCAAGCCUUUUGAGACUGAAAUUAAGACAUGGGAGGAGACCCUGAUGCGAACACAGGAGACAAUAGAUGAAUGGCUGAAGGUGCAGGCCCAGUGGUUGUAUCUGGAGCCCAUUUUCUCCUCAGAGGACAUCAUGCAACAGAUGCCUGAAGAAGGACGCCUGUUUCAGAUGGUGGACCGCAACUGGAAAGACGUUAUGCGCCAUACAGUCAAGGAUCCCAAGGUGCUUGUAGCUACAGGACUGCAAGGCUUGCUGGAAAAGUUAUCUGACAGUAAUGGUCUUCUGGACAAGAUCAUGAAGGGUCUCAAUGCUUAUCUGGAAAAGAAACGACUAUUCUUCCCAAGAUUCUUCUUCCUGUCUAACGAUGAGAUGCUCGAGAUUUUGUCAGAGACUAAAGAUCCACUAAGAGUACAGCCACACCUGAAGAAGUGCUUCGAGGGCAUUGCCAAAUUAGAGUUUGACAACAAGCUUGACAUCCAUGCAAUGUUUAGUAGCGAGGGAGAGAAGGUAAAAAUGAGCCAGGUUAUCUCAACCUCAGAAGCUAGAGGGGCUGUGGAGAAAUGGCUGCUGCAGGUUCAGGAUGUAAUGCUGAUGUCUGUUAGAGAUGUUGUGGAAGCUGCAGUGGAGGCAUAUCUUAUCUCCCCACGAACAGACUGGGUCAAAGAGUGGCCCGGCCAAGUGGUGCUCUGUGCUUCCCAGGUCUACUGGACUCGCGAGGUGCAUGAGGCUAUCAAGACUGGCCCACUUGGCCUGAAGGACUACUGGGAUCGCUUGCAGGAACAACUCAAGGACGUUGUCGCCCUGGUGCGAGGCAAGCUGACCAAGCAGCAGCGCAUAACUUUGGGGGCACUCGUUGUCAUUGAUGUGCAUGCACGUGAUGUGGUCCUGGACAUGGCCAACAAAGGUGUCGCCACACAGAAUGACUUCAACUGGCUGGCCCAGCUGAGAUACUAUUGGGAAGAGUCUAGAAUGCUUGUCCGCAUCACAAAUGCAACUGUCAACUACUGCAACGAAUAUCUGGGUAACUCUGCACGUCUUGUCAUCACUCCCCUGACAGAUCGGUGCUACCGAACACUUGUGGGGGCCUUCCAUCUCAACCUCAAUGGAGCACCCGAAGGUCCAGCUGGCACCGGCAAAACUGAGACUACCAAAGACCUUGCUAAAGCUAUAGCUGUGCAGUGUGUUGUCUUCAACUGCUCUGAUGGACUUGACUACAUUGCCAUGGGCAAGUUCUUUAAAGGUCUUGCCUCGUCCGGUGCUUGGGCAUGCUUUGACGAGUUCAACAGAAUCGACCUUGAAGUCUUGUCUGUUGUGGCUCAACAGAUCCUGUGCAUCAUCCGAGCUGUCCAAGCUCAUGUCCAGAGGUUUGUCUUUGAAGGCACAGAGCUUGACCUCAACCCUAACUGUUAUGUGUGUAUCACCAUGAACCCUGGCUAUGCUGGCCGCUCAGAACUUCCAGAUAACCUCAAGGUGUUGUUUCGAACAGUGGCCAUGAUGGUUCCAGAUUAUGCCAUGAUUGCCGAGAUCUCCUUGUAUUCAUUUGGAUUUCUGGAUGCCAGAAACCUCGCAGUGAAGAUUGUGACCACGUACCGCCUGUGCUCCGAGCAGCUUUCCUCCCAGUUUCACUACGACUACGGCAUGCGAGCUGUUAAAGCAGUACUGUCAGCAGCUGGAAACCUCAAGCUCAAGUUCCCUGAUGAAGCAGAGGAUAUUUUGUUGCUGCGGUCCAUCAUCGACGUAAACCUUCCCAAGUUUUUGUCACAUGACAUUCCACUUUUCAACGGCAUCAUCUCAGACUUGUUCCCAGGCCUACAUCUACCUGAGGCGGACUACAAAGUUUUCCUGAAUGCUAUGGAGCGCAUUGCUCUUCAGAAAAACUUGCAGUUUGUGGACUUUUUCAAGGAGAAAAUUAUCCAGACUUAUGAGAUGAUGAUUGUACGCCAUGGCUUCAUGCUUGUGGGUGAGCCUUUUGGUGGCAAGACCAAGGUGCUUGAGACUUUGCAAGGUGGAAUGACUAUGUUGUGCAAUGAGGGUGAAGAGGAAUAUGAGCGGGUUAUCACCAGGAUAAUAAACCCCAAAUCCAUUACCAUGGGUCAGCUGUUUGGACAGUUUGAUCCCGUGUCCCAUGAGUGGACGGAUGGAGUAGUGGCCAACACUUUCCGUGAGUUUGCUUCUACAGACACGCCAGACAGAAAAUGGGUUAUCUUUGAUGGUCCCAUUGAUGCCCUGUGGAUUGAAAACAUGAACACUGUGCUUGAUGACAACAAGAAGCUGUGUCUUAUGAGCGGAGAGAUUAUUCAAAUGUCUCCAGUCAUGAGCUUGAUCUUUGAGACAAUGGAUCUCUCGCAAGCAUCUCCAGCUACUGUGAGUCGGUGUGGCAUGGUGUACCUGGAACCCAUCACACUAGGCUGGCGUCCACUGGUCAAAUCCUGGCUUCAGGUCUACCCUCAGGUUCUAGGAGAAGAGUGUAAAGAGCUCACCCAUGUCAUGUUUGAGUGGCUUGUAGACCCCUGCUUGGACUUCGUGCGUAAGAACUGCAAGGAUUACUGUCCCGCAGGGCAGGCUAACCAGGUCCACUCGCUUAUGCGUCUGAUGGACAUGCUGAUGCAUGAACCAGUCAACAAGGAAGAUUCAGCAGAUAACAAGCAUCUUCGGUUUUGGCUUGCUGCUGCUUUGAUGUUUUCCAUCCCAUGGUCCAUUGGAGGAUGUUUGGAUGUUGACAGCCGCAAAAAGUUUGAUGUCUUCUACAGGGAUCUACUUUCAGGCAAGUUUGAUGAGAAUCCAGUGCCAAAGGAGAUUGGCAAACUGGAAAUUCCAUUUCCUCCUGAACAAACGACUUACGACUACUUCUUUGAGCAAAAAGCGAAGGGUCAGUGGCGUCACUGGAAUGACCUGGUGCGGGGCACAGAAAUCAAGACCAAGAAGAUCCGUGAGAUGCUGGUUCCCACCAUGGACACAGCUCGCUACACCUUCCUGAUGGACCUCUGUAUUGAGCAUGCUAGGCCACUGCUGUUUGUGGGCCCAACAGGCACUGGCAAGAGUGUUUACGUACAAGAUAAACUCAUGAAUGGUCUGUCCAAGGACCGCUAUCUACCCACCUUUGUCAACUUCUCAGCUCAGACUAGUGCCAACAUGACACAGAACAUCAUCAUGUCCAAGCUAGACAAGAGACGAAAGGGUGUGUUUGGACCCCAAAUGGGCAAGAAGUCCAUCAUCUUUGUGGACGACCUCAACAUGCCAGCCAAAGAAGUUUAUGGUGCUCAACCCCCUAUAGAACUGCUGCGACAGUUCAUUGACCAUGGUAACUGGUAUGACCUUAAAGACACCUCCAAGAUUGUUCUGCAGGACAUUCAGUUCAUCACUGCUAUGGGUCCACCGGGUGGUGGCCGUAACACAGUGACCCCUCGUUUUUUGCGCCACUUCAGCGUUGUGUCCAUGAACCCCUUCAGUGAAGAGACAAUGACCAAAAUCUUUUCGACUCUUAUGUCAUCCUACCUCAGAGGCCAAGAGUUUUCUGCCGAUUUCUUUGCGAUGGGUACCCAGAUCGUCAGUGCCACCUUGGAAAUGUACAAAAAGGCUAUGGAUAACCUGCUGCCUACACCUGCCAAGUCGCACUAUGUUUUCAACUUGCGAGAUUUCUCUCGCGUCAUUCUGGGUGUCUGCCUAAUCAGAAAGGAACAGGUUGAAAACAAACGAGUGUUUGUGAGACUUUGGGUCCACGAAGUGAUGCGAGUCUUCUAUGACCGUUUAACAGAUGAUCAAGAUAGAGCAUGGCUGUUCAAAACAGUGUCUGGUCUUGUCAAAGAGCAUUUCAAAGAAAGCUUUGAUGGUGUCUUUGAGCACCUGGCCAAUGCAGGACAGGGAGGGAAGUGUCAAGAGGAGGAUCUGCGCAGUUUGAUGUUUGGGGACUUCAUGAACCCUGAUGCAGCACCAGAGGAGCGUGUAUAUCAAGAAGUCAUGUCCCUUGAUGAAAUGUACAGUGUUGUACACCAGUGCCUGGAGGAAUACAACAAUACGCAUAAGAACCGCAUGAACCUUGUCAUCUUCAGAUAUGUGCUGGAGCACCUGUCCCGCAUCUGCCGCAUUCUAAGAGCUCCUGGCGGCAAUUCCCUGCUGGUUGGUGUGGGCGGCAGUGGCCGUCAGUCCCUGACCAGACUGGCCACCGCCAUGGCAGGCUAUGGCCUCUUCCAGCCAGAGAUUUCAAAGAACUAUGGCAAGACUGAAUGGAGGGAAGAUAUCAAGAACCUGCUAAAGACAACAGGAGCACAAGGCAGGACCACAGUCUUCCUCAUCACAGACACUCAGAUUAAGGAAGAGUCCUUUUUGGAGGAUAUUGACAGCCUUCUAAACACUGGUGAGGUGCCCAAUCUUUUUGCAUCCGAUGAAAAGGCUGAGAUCAUGGAGGCAGUCCGUCCUGUGGCUCAGGCCGGAGACAAGAAUGCCGAUUUCAGUCCCUUGGCAUUGUUUGCUUUCUUUGUCAACCGAUGCCGUGAAAACCUUCACAUCAUGAUUGCCUUCAGUCCCAUUGGGGAUGCUUUCCGUAAUCGACUUCGUCAGUUUCCUUCACUCAUCAACUGCUGCACUAUUGAUUGGUUUCAGCCAUGGCCAGAUGAUGCUCUGGAGCGUGUGGCCAACAGUUUUCUGGAGGAUGCUGACAUUGAAGACAACGAAAAGCGGGAGACUGUACAUAUCUGCAAGUACUUCCACCAGAGUGUACGAGAACUGUCAGAAAAAUACCUCCGUGAACUUGGACGACACAACUAUGUGACACCAACCUCCUAUUUGGAGCUGAUCAACUCCUUCAAAAACCUGCUGCAAAAGAAGCAAGAUGAGACCAUGAAAGCCAAGAGACGCUACGUUGUUGGCCUGGAUAAGCUGGCUUUUGCUGCCUCUCAGGUGGCAGAUAUGCAAAAAGAGCUUGAGGAACUUCAGCCACAGUUAGUAAUAGCAGCUGAAGAGAACACACGCAUGAUGGGAGUGAUCGAGAAGGAAUCAGCAGAGGUGGAGGAGACAUCCAAGCGGGUGAAGGCGGAUGAGGCUGCGGCCAAUGCGCAGGCUGCAGAAGCCCAAGCCUUGAAAGACGAGUGUGAGGCAGAGCUUGCUGAGGCCCUCCCUGCACUGGAGGCUGCAUUGGCUGCUCUCAACACAUUGAAGCCCGCUGAUAUUACAAUUGUGAAAUCCAUGAAGAACCCACCUGCUGGAGUUAAGCUUGUGAUGGCUGCAGUUUGUGUCAUGAAGGACAUCAAGCCUGAGAAAAUCAACGACCCUGAUAAACCAGGCCAGAAGAUCAUGGACUACUGGGGCCCAUCCAAGCGUCUGCUAGGUGACAUGAACUUCUUGGGCAUGCUGAAAGAGUAUGAUCGGGACAACAUUCCAGUCCAUGUCAUGCAGAAAAUACGCAAGGAGUACAUCACAAACCCGGAGUUUGAUCCUGCCAAGGUGGCCAAUGCUUCCUCAGCUGCAGAGGGCCUAUGCAAGUGGAUCUUGGCAAUGGAGAUUUAUGACCGCGUGGCAAAGGUGGUGGCCCCUAAAAAAGUGCGGCUGGCUGAAGCUGAGGAUGAGCUACAAAAGACCAUGAACAAUCUGAACGCCAAGCGAGCUGAGUUAGCAGCUGUAGAGAAGCGUCUGGCAGACCUGCAAACCACUUUUCAGGAGAUGACGGAGAAGAAAGAAAAGUUAGAAUUUCAGGUGGAUCUGUGUGGUAAGAAACUGGAACGUGCCAAGAAACUGAUUGGUGGACUCGGUGGAGAGAAAAGCAGAUGGACACAAGCAGCCAACGAUCUGCAGAACAUCUAUGAUAAUCUCAUGGGGGAUGUGCUCAUUUCUGCAGGUGUUAUUGCCUACCUUGGUCCCUUCACCUCUGCCUUCCGUGAGCGUGCAACUGUUGAGUGGGUGAAACUGUGCCGGGACAAAAAGAUACCGUGCAGCCAAGAAUUUUCUUUAAGCAAGACACUUGGAGAACCCAUUAAAAUCCAAGCCUGGAACAUUGCUGGUCUGCCCAAAGACAGUUUCAGUAUUGAUAAUGGUGUCAUUGUGGCAAAUUCACGAAGAUGGCCUCUAAUGAUUGACCCACAAGGCCAGGCAAACCGCUGGGUGAAGAACUCAGAGAAAGAUAACACUUUGUCAGUCAUAAAGUUGACAGAUAGCGACUACAUGCGAACACUUGAGAACUGCAUCACGUUUGGUAACCCUUUGCUGCUGGAGAAUGUAGGAGAGGAGCUCGACCCAUCACUAGAACCACUUCUCUUGAAACAGACAUUCCGUCAGACUGGUGUGGACAUGAUCCGUCUUGGUGACAACAUAAUUGAGUACUCUCAGGACUUCAGGUUCUACAUUACCACCAAGCUCCGCAACCCUCACUACCUUCCAGAGCUAUCUACCAAGGUUUCAUUGCUGAACUUCAUGAUCACACCAGAGGGGUUGGAGGAUCAGCUUCUGGGUAUUGUUGUGGCCAAAGAAAGGCCAGAACUGGAAGAAGAGCGCCAGGCAUUGAUUGUCACAAGUGCUGCCAACAGAAAGCAGCUGAAGGAAAUUGAGGACAAGAUCUUGCACACACUUUCAGCGUCCGAGGGCAACAUUCUGGAAGAUGAGAGUGCCAUCCAAGUGCUGGACUCCUCCAAGGUUCUCUCUGAUGAAAUCUCAAAAAAACAGAAGGUGGCUGAAGAAACCGAGAAGAAGAUUGAGGCAUCCCGAAUGGGUUAUCGCCCCAUUGCACGCCACUCGGCCAUUCUCUUCUUCUCUCUCACAGACCUGCCCAACAUCGACCCCAUGUACCAGUACUCCCUGACCUGGUUUGUCAAUCUCUUCAUCAUGUCCAUCCAUGACAGUAAUAAGUCAAAGAUCCUAGAGCGCCGCCUGCGUUAUCUGAGCGACCACUUCUCCUACCUGUUGUAUGACAAUGUGGCCCGCUCACUGCUGGCCAAGCACAAACUGGUCUUCUCAUUUUUACUGUGUGCAAAUCAGCUUAUAGCCCGCAAUGACCUGGAUCGGCAAGAGUUCAUGUUCUUCCUGACAGGAGGCAUUGGCCUGGAAAAUAAACUAAAGAACCCAGCACCCAGCUGGCUCACAGACAAAAGCUGGGAUGAGAUUUGUCGUCUCACAGAUCUCAAGGCAUACAAGAAGUUCAGGGAACAUUUUGAAAAGAACAUAAACAGAUGGUAUGAGUUCUAUAGUUCUAAAGAGCCCCACAAGGUGGAGCUGCCUGACCCCUGGCAAUCACAGCUGAAUGACUUCCAGCGCAUGAUCGUCAUGCGCACCAUCAGGCAGGACAAGAUUGUGUUGGCAAUAACAGACUUUGUCAUGGAGAAGCUAGGAAAGAAGUUUGUAGAGCCCCCUCCCUUUGACUUGGCCAAGUCCUACAAUGACUCUAACCCAUGCACACCGCUCAUAUUCAUCCUGUCUCCUGGUGCUGACCCAACCAUGAGUUUGCUCAAGUUUGCCGACGACAAAGGGUUUGGAGGAAACAAGUUCAACUCCAUCUCUCUGGGACAAGGACAGGGUCCCAUCGCAGCUAAAAUGAUCACCAAGGCUCGGGAGGAAGGUUCAUGGGUGAUGCUGCAAAACUGCCACCUGGCUGUGUCUUGGAUGACAGCAAUGGAGAAGAUCUGUGAGGAUUUCAGCCCUGAGAACACACACCCAGACUUCAGACUCUGGCUCACCAGCUACCCCUCAGACAAGUUUCCUGUGACGGUGCUUCAGAAUGGUGUGAAGAUGACCAAUGAGCCUCCCACAGGCCUCCGUCAGAAUCUGUUACAGUCCUACCUCAAUGAUCCCAUCAGUGAUGAGACUUUCUUUUCUGGCUGCCCAGGAAAGGAAUCAAACUUUGAAAAACUCUUGUAUGGCCUGUGUUUCUUCCAUGCCCUUGUGCAAGAACGCCGCAAGUUUGGCCCCUUAGGAUGGAACAUUGCCUAUGGUUUCAAUGAGUCAGAUCUCCGCAUCUCCAUUCGACAGCUGCAGAUGUUCAUCAAUGAGUACGAUGAGGUCCCAUUUGAUGCAAUCAGAUACAUGACUGGAGAGUGCAACUAUGGAGGGCGUGUGACAGAUGACUGGGAUCGCCGCUGUCUGCUGACCAUUCUGGAUGAUUUCUAUAACCCUCAUGUCAUCACGGAGCCCAAAUGCAAAUUCUCUCCCAGUGGCAAUUAUUUUGUGCCUCCUAAGGGCACAUACAAUGACUAUGUUGAGUUUAUCCGGGCUUUACCAGUCACACAGAACCCUGAGGUGUUUGGUAUGCACGAGAAUGUGGACAUCUCGCGUGAGCUGCAGGAUGUGCGCCUUCUGUUUGACUCGGUACUGCUCACCCAGGGUGGAUCUGGUGGUGGUGGUGGAGCCAAGACAGAUGACACUCUUUAUGGUAUUGCCUCUGACAUCUUAGGAAAGCUGCCAAAGGACUACAACAUUGAGGCAGCAACAAAGAAAUACCCUGUAGUCUACAAUGAGAGUAUGAACACUGUUCUGGUUCAAGAAAUGGAACGCUUUAACAGGCUGCUUUCUGUCAUACGAUCAUCACUUCAAAAUGUUCAAAAGGCAAUCAAAGGGCUAGUGGUGAUGUCAGCUGAGCUGGAGGCUUUGACUACCAACCUUCUCAUUGGCAAGCAGCCAGCCAUGUGGGCUAAGCACUCCUACCCAUCAUUAAAACCACUGGGAUCGUACAUUAACGACUUUUUAGAGAGACUUAGAUUCCUUCAGAACUGGUAUGAUGAAGGCAAGCCAACACAGUUCUGGGUUUCUGGUUUUUUCUUCACACAAGCCUUUCUGACAGGGGUGAUGCAGAAUUAUGCCAGGAAGUACACAAUCCCCAUAGACAAACUGGCUUUUGAUUUCAAGAUUCUGAAGGUGGACAAAGUGAGUUAUGUUCCUGAGGAUGGAGCCUACAUACAUGGCCUUUUCCUGGAUGGAGCACGUUGGGAUAGAGAGAAAGACUUGCUGGAGGAGCAGCUGCCUAAAGUUCUGAAUGACAUUGUUCCCAUCAUCUGGCUACAGCCAAGCCUUAUGGACAAGAUUGACAUGUCUGCAAAACGGUACAAGUGUCCUGUGUACAAAACGAGUGAGCGCAAGGGUGUGCUUUCCACCACUGGUCACUCCACAAACUUUGUGUUACCCAUCCUCCUCCCCACAGACAAGCCUGUUCAACACUGGAUCAAGCGUGGCUGUGCCCUUCUGUGUCAGCUGGACGACUGAGGUGAAUGGACAGGCUUCUUUACUUUUUUUACUGUGCCCAGAGAGAUGGAGGGUGGAGGGUACUAUGAACAGCAUGAACAUUCAUAUUCACUUCAUGAAGGGGGAUGGGGCAAGAAAUUUACAAUUCUCAUCAGGUUAAGUGUUCUCACUUCCAAAAAUGCUGAAGAAUUUUUUCCUCAGCUGUUGCUUAACUGAAACAAGCACAAGUUGGAGCCCAGUUCUGUUUGAGCUUGCUUAAUUGAAGCACUUCACAGACUGCUUUUGUUUUAAUUUGCUGUAGCAACAGGAAGAAGAAUAUGUAGAUAUCAAAGGAUUUACUAUGGUUUGACAAUCGCUUGGUCAUAAAGUAAAGGAAAGCAACAUCUCAAUGCAGCAAAAGGAAAAAAGUUGCUAACGUCAUUGCUGUCACAAUCACUCAGACUGAUACAAUUAUGAUGGACCGAGAAAGUACUCAUCAGAACGUAUGUCUGCAUCUGGCGUAGGAUUCUUCAGAAGCUUCGCUCACCUUGUGGUUAUGAAUGUUUAUAUUGCUUUUCUGCAACAUUUCUGCGACUUGGUUGUUAAUCUUAUUUAGCUGUUCCUGGCCUUACAUCUUUACAGUAUUAGUCUGAAAGUACUUUUUUUUAGUCUGUAUUUGGAAUUUAAUUUGCUGUUAUGUUUAUAAUGAGAAAAUUAUGUAUAUACAGUGUACAUAUAUUUUACAGUGGCAUAGACUGUAUCCACUUCCUGUCACUUUUUUGUGAUUUUCCACAUUUCCAAUUCACAUGAGAUUGUGUCAUAAGUCUUGUGAUUACAACACUUGUUCUGUUUGUAUAUCUAUCAUUCAGAUCUAUUUUGAGCAAAACAUUUUUGUAAAAAUCAGUAUUGCCUGUUUGCUUUCUUGUUUAUUUGUAAAAAUCAUUCCCAAAGAGAUAUUUAUAGCUCUUCACAAGUAUUUUUAUAUUGCUUAUUGUCAGUCCACAAAGUGUUAAUAGUACACAAUGACUAUAGUAACAAAUAGUCACACUCUGCAUGCCAGUCAAAUCAACAUAUCAGGUUGAAAUAUUUAUCUGCGUGUUAGUAAAACUAUCUAUGACAACAAUGGCACAACUUCACAGUUUUUGAAAAGUCAUUUUUGUACAUUUUAUGAAAAUUAUGUCAGAUAUAACAGAAAUGCUGUGAUACAAAUAAAGAUUUAAUGAGAUGGUUA